AGGGCAUAAAGGAGAGAAACGUAAAGUGCAUCAAUGAUCGAACCACUCCAUGCUAUUAUUAAAGCGUUUUGUACACAAAAAGGCCCGUCCGCGUUUUAUUCUUACUUUUGUCGCUGUGCUGCAUUUCGAUUUCUUUCGUUGAAGUUAUUAAAUCUAAAGAAGAGUAAAGAAAUCAUGAAAUGAUUAUCCGCCAUGUAAUGCCGGCUAUAGGAGACAAAAGGGACCGUCGAAUGCACAUUUCAUUUGAAGUUCACCUUCUUAAGUAAGUAUUAUUAUAAUUAUACACUACUUGUUCGAUGAAUGUCCUCAAAGAAGAUGCACUUCUUAUUGAAACCAAAAUGGCGAAGCUUUUUCCUGCAAACUGUGAAUACUCAGAAAUCCAACUAUAUGUUUUGCGCUCUCUGCUCCACAAUGCCGAUUAAUGAAGCACCAGACGAGCUGCAAGAGCUGUGUAAAGUUGUUUCUAGCUCAGUAGGUGGCUUAGAUGAUUUAGAAUCAAGUUUAAAUCAGUUUAAAGUUUCUUUAACUUCAUCACUUGUUAGCCGGGUUAUAGAUUCUUGUAAAAAUGAAGCACCCACUAGAAGAUUACUACGUUUUUUUUUGUGGUCAACACGGAAUUUGAAUGCGAAUUUGGAAGAUAAGGAUUAUAAUUACGCAAUUCGGGUUUUUACUGAAAAGAAGGACCAUACAGCUAUGAAUAUAUUGAUUUCGGAUCUUCGGAAAGAGGGUCGGGUAAUGGAGACUCAGAGUUUUGGUGUUUUGGCUGAGACCCUGGUUAAAUUAGGGAGAGAAGAUGAGGCAUUGGGCAUUUUCAAGAACCUCGACAAGUUCAAAUGUGCACAAGAUAGUGUUACAAUUAGUGCCAUUGUUAGUGCUCUUUGUGCCAAGGGGCAUGCUAGGAGAGCAGAAGGCGUUGUUUAUCACCAUAAGGAGAAGAUAUCUGGUGUGGAGCUUUGUAUAUAUAGGAGUCUUCUUUACGGGUGGUCUAUGCAAGAGAAUGUGAAAGAAGCACGGAAAAUUAUCAAGGAGAUGAAAUCAGCAGGGAUUAUGCCAGAUUUAUUUUGCUAUAACACAUUCCUUAGGGGUUUGUGUGAGAGAAACCUUAAGCGUAAUCCUUCUGGUCUUGUUCCUGAAGCUUUGAAUGUGAUGAUGGAAAUGAGGUCCUAUAAAAUUGCUCCAACCUCGAUUAGUUAUAAUGUAUUGCUUUCCUGUUUAGGUAGGACAAGAAGAGUGAAGGAAUGUUGUCAAGUGCUUGAAUUGAUGAAAAAGUCGGGCUGUGCUCCCGAUUGGGUUAGUUAUUAUCUUGUUGCAAGAGUGUUGUAUUUGAGCGGUAGGUUUGGAAAAGGUAAUAAGAUAGUGGAUGAGAUGAUUGAACAACGGUUGAUACCUGAUCGCAAGUUUUACUAUGAUUUGAUUGGUGUUCUCUGUGGGGUUGAGAGGGUGAACUUUGCACUUGAGCUAUUUGAACGAAUGAAGAGAAGCUCAUUAGGUGGUUAUGGGCCAGUUUAUGAUGUGCUAAUACCAAAGCUCUGUAGAGGGGGAAACUUUGAAAAGGGUAAAGAGCUCUGGGAUGAGGCCAUGGCUAUAGGUGUUACUCUAUGCUGCUCUAGUGAUGUACUGGAUCCCUCAAUUACUGAGGUGUUUAAGCCAACAAAGAAGGUGGAUGAAGUUGGCUUUGAUCACAGAACACUCCUGCCGCAAGCACAAGCUACAAAGACUAAAAUAGAAGUUAGUAAGAAAAAGAAAAGCAAGAAGAAAAGGGAAAAUAAAAGGAAUUCAUCUUCAAGUUAAACUGUUGAUCAUUGCUUCUACCAGUUGAGUUAUGGAAAAGAUUGUGUUGAUACCAAUACAACAGAGUGACUAAAUAUGCAGGAAGAAGAAAAGUGAAGUAGAAAUAUAAAACUUAAAAGAAAGCCGGGCAGAAAAACUACUUUUACAUCAAUUUAAUACAAAUAGAAGAACAUUUCAGCUUGUGGGGUACUUCAAAAAUCACAGGCAAAGAGGCCCCUUGGUGAGUAGUAUGGAUCACUAAAGCCUCCACUCGAGGAUAAAAAAAUCCAGACAGGUUGUUGGUUGGUUUCUCCUCUGCCAUACCCCAUUUGACUUCAACCCAGUUCUAGAUAACUUUCUUAUAAUUGGAUCUGGAUUCUCUCGUGAUCUGAACAAAAUACAUUGUUGUGAUUAGUGGUUAUUUGAUCGUGAGAGUUGAUUAUCUAAACAGAAUGCCCAAGUAGUAGUAGGAAUCUUUAGCAGACACGGUUCGUAACU
Pistacia vera is the source of this 2268-nucleotide messenger RNA. Its product is annotated as pentatricopeptide repeat-containing protein At5g61370, mitochondrial. The record is from RefSeq and is a predicted model, not a curated record. Gene Ontology annotation, molecular function: protein binding. NCBI's taxonomy places the organism in Eukaryota, Viridiplantae, Streptophyta, Magnoliopsida, Sapindales, Anacardiaceae. The coding region runs from base 301 to 1791 and encodes 496 amino acids. The transcript is spliced from 2 exons.